This is a messenger RNA of Triplophysa dalaica, 4766 nucleotides long. RefSeq names its product potassium voltage-gated channel, subfamily H (eag-related), member 2a (gene kcnh2a). Bases 314 to 4051 code for a protein of 1245 amino acids. The record is from RefSeq and is a predicted model, not a curated record. Lineage: Eukaryota; Metazoa; Chordata; Actinopteri; Cypriniformes; Nemacheilidae. Gene Ontology annotation, biological process: regulation of ventricular cardiac muscle cell membrane repolarization; potassium ion transmembrane transport; membrane repolarization during action potential. Gene Ontology annotation, molecular function: inward rectifier potassium channel activity. Gene Ontology annotation, cellular component: membrane. The transcript is spliced from 15 exons.
UACACAGAGUGAGGCGUUGCAGCGAAUCGGAUCGUUACCUUUACUGGGACAAAAAGUCAGUCGAUUUGCAUCUAUUUGCAAAAAAGGAAGCAGGUGACUUGAAGCAAUUGAACUCAGAGCCGGUGGAAUGUGCGCACUGACAUAUCCAAUGCGUGAUUACUAUAAGGCUUUUCAGGAGCGCGCGUUCGCGUGUAAAAGUAAACCUUGCAUACACGUGUGAGAGGCUGCGGUACAGGCAAUCUAUAUCUCACAUAAAGACUAAACGGAUCUGAGGGGUCACUUGUACAACUUUUUACCUCGUUGAAACAGGACAAUGCCUGUUCGUAGGGGACACGUUGCGCCUCCGAACACCUUCCUGGACACCAUCAUUCGCAAAUUCGAGGGUCAAAAUCGCAAAUUCAUCAUCGCCAAUGCUCGAGUUGAAAACUGCGCCAUCAUCUUCUGCAAUGAUGGCUUUUGUGGCAUGUGUGGCUACACACGUGCAGAGGUCAUGCAGAAGCCGUGUACCUGCAGUUUUUUGUAUGGACCACAUACUGGACGAGCAGCUGUUGCCCAGAUGACCAAAGCUUUGCUGGGCUCUGAAGAAAGGAAGGUGGAGAUCUCCUUAUACAGGAAAGAUGGCGUGUGUUUGCCAUGCAUUGUAGAUGUGGUUCCAGUGAAGAAUGAGGAUGGUUUGGUCAUCAUGUUCAUCCUGAACUUUGAGCUCGCAGACCAGCUUGACAGAUCCGUGCAGGACAGCUCACCAAACACAGACAUGAACCACAAACACACCAUUCCCUGGCUGUCUAAAGCAAAAAGACGUCGGUUCAGGUUUUCUCUGCCUUUGCUUCGCUCCCUGAGCAAACAGUCUCUACAGGAAGAUACUGAAAGGGGAUACAUUCAGCAGAUGCCCCACAUGGGCCAUGAGUCAGUAGCCCUGGACAAACUCCUAUCCCUGCCUGAGCGUUCUGCAUUGGGAGGAUCUCAGCUUCUGUUGUGGGAAGAUAAGGCACAGACAGAGGCCGACGGUCAGCCAAGGCCAGUGUCACCUCCUCUCUCUCAGGGCUUCUCCCAGUCCUCCCCACGUUUGCAUAACCUUACGUCAGAGGCAUCUCCAUCCAGCUGCAGCAUGGCCCACAGUCGCUCCUGCGAGAGCCUGUUUGGAAUGCGGCCUUCACCAUCUACGAGUGACUUCAACUGGGAUAGGAAGAUGCCUGUCAGACCCAAUAGCACAGGUGCAAUGCACCUCAAAGCCAGUUUACAGAAUGCAACUUCAGACUCUGAUCUAAAUCGUCUUCGGAACUCAGUUCGGGCCGCCCAACUAGCACACAACAACCUCAUAGAUAUAAAGCAGGACCACUUAAUCGCGGUUCCACCGAGUGAGAUUGACAUCAUCGCCCCGUGCAAACUGAUAGACCGGACCCAUAACGUCACAGACAAGGUCACUCAGGUGCUGUCUCUGGGUGCAGAUGUUCUUCCCGAGUAUAAGCUCCAAGCUCCCCGCAUCCACAAAUGGACCAUCUUGCAUUACAGCCCUUUCAAGGCGGUAUGGGACUGGGUCAUCUUACUGCUUGUUAUCUACACCGCCAUCUUCACACCUUAUUCUGCAGCCUUCCUGCUCAGUGAUGAGGAAGAGGCCGCCAUGCAGAGUUGUGGCUACUCCUGUAGUCCACUUAAUGUGGUGGACCUCAUUGUCGAUAUCAUGUUCGUAGUAGACAUUGUGAUUAACUUUCGCACAACCUACGUGAACAGCAACGACGAAGUUGUGAGUCAGCCCGGCCGAAUAGCUGUCCAGUAUUUUAAAGGCUGGUUCCUCAUUGACAUGGUGGCUGCCAUUCCCUUCGACUUGCUCAUUUACCGCUCGGGAGAGGAGACAACAACUCUCAUUGGCCUACUGAAGACCGCUCGGCUGCUGCGAUUGGUGCGUGUGGCGCGUAAACUGGAUCGUUACUCCGAGUAUGGAGCUGCUGUUCUCUUUCUACUCAUGUGCACAUUCGCGCUGAUUGCCCAUUGGCUAGCGUGCAUCUGGUAUGCUAUCGGGAACGUGGAGAGGAAUAGCCAGUCACGCAUUGGUUGGCUGAAUUCUUUGGGAGAUCAGCUGGGGAAGCCUUAUGAUGUGAACAUAUCUGGAUCAGGACCCUCUAUUAAAGACAAAUACGUCACUGCCCUCUACUUCACCUUCAGCAGCCUCACUAGCGUGGGCUUUGGAAAUGUCUCCCCGAAUACCAACUCUGAGAAGAUCUUCUCUAUCUGUGUCAUGCUCAUUGGAGCUCUGAUGUACGCUAGUAUAUUUGGAAAUGUGUCAGCCAUAAUCCAGAGGUUGUACUCCGGCACCGCGCGUUACCACACUCAAAUGCUACGGGUUCGGGAGUUCAUCCGUUUCCACCAGAUCCCCAACCCACUCAGGCAAAGACUGGAGGAGUAUUUUCAACAUGCUUGGUCCUACACCAACGGCAUUGACAUGAAUGCUGUGCUAAAGGGGUUCCCAGAAUGCUUACAGGCAGACAUCUGUUUGCAUCUGAAUCGUACCUUGUUGCAGAACUGUAAAGCUUUCAAGGGGUCCACUAAAGGCUGCUUGCGUGCUUUGGCUAUGAAGUUUAAAACCACACAUGCUCCACCAGGGGACACCUUGGUCCACGCGGGUGAUGUGAUUCCGGCACUCUACUUUAUUUCUCGUGGCUCGAUUGAGAUCUUAAAGGGAGAUGUGGUAGUGGCUAUUUUAGGCAAGAAUGAUAUUUUUGGAGAGCCCAUUAACUGUUUUGCACGUCCUGGAAAAUCAAGUUCAGAUGUGAGGGCUUUGACGUACUGUGACCUGCACAAAAUCCACAGAGAAGAUGUACUGGAGGUCCUUGACAUGUAUCCAGAGUUCUCAGGCUUCUUCUGGAGCAACCUGGAGAUCACCUUUAACUUAAGAGAUACCAACACUAAAGUUGGGUCAUUGAGCAGCGACCCUGAUGAUUCUGAUCAUGGCUGUCACGACCAUCCUUCACACAGAGGAAAGUUGUUCUUUCAUACCAAGAAUGAAAGAAAGUCCAAGUCAAAAGAUGAAACAGAGGAGGCAGAAGACAAACCCAACAGAAUGACUUUCCAAACACAUAACGCAAACAUCGAACAGCAUAAGGAAAGACAAAUUUCUCAUCGGGACUCAGAUAUUUUUGCCUCCCAAUCCAGCAGUGAUGAUGAGGAAGAGUCCAAGCAGCCGUCUGUAUUAGUAAACCGCUCUCAAAGGCAUAUCGCCAGCUUCGAUAUUGCAAACGGGGAAAACCACAAAACCAGUACCACUUUUAAUACACUGUCAGGAGCUCUUUCAGGCGUAUCAAACAUGUUCAGUUUUUGGGGGGAGGACCGUGGCCAUCAGUACCAGGAAGUACCCCGCCACAGCAUGUCCUUUCCCUCAUCCUCAGUUCCAUCCAAUAUUGCCCUGCAAGAUGAUACACAUCACCCUUGCACCGAGGUAGAGAACAGACUGGAACUGAUGCAAAAACAGCUUCAACGACUUGAGAAACGGAUGUCAACAGAUAUCGGAGCCAUAAUGCAUUUGCUUCAGCGUCAGAUGGUGCAGAUUCCACCGACCUACAGCUCUCUGAUUGCUCCAUCAGAAACAUCCCCGAAUCCACACAAACCAGGCCAAAAACUAGUUCAGCCUGUCAACCCUUUAGAAUCAGAAUCACCAGCCAUUUCCUCUGAGACACUUGAUCCCCUGGACUUUGCUGACAGUCCUAUGAAGUCCAAUGAAAGCCUGUCAGGGGCGAUGGAGCUCCAGCUACUGGAUUGUUCCCCACAGCCCUCCACUGAUGGUCAGGCUCUCAAACAGAGUUCUCCUGAAGCUUAUAUGGAAACAUGGGCGCAUAGCAUGGGACAGAGUUCAUCAAACCUCUCAGAUGAUCAUCCAGCACACACUGAUUCCCGGCAGACUGAUCAAAGAAAUGAUCGUUUUUUAGAAUCAGAGACUGUAGGAACAGUUCGCCACCCACAAGCUGGACAGAGGCAAGAUACAGAGCUGGAGUGUCAAAGACGCCUGUCAUUACCAGUGCAACAUCAGUUAGAGGGAGAUUCCUCAAACCCCCCCUGAUCCAGUGACUUAAGAGUGAAGUGUUGGUUUAAUACGUCUCAGAAUAAUGCUUACAAGGACCACCACUGAGCAGAAAGAUCCUCCUACAGUACUUCAGGUUCACAUAAAUGACCUCAGACAGUCUAAUGUAAAGGUGUAUGUCACUGUGAUUUGGUAUAUGUGUGUUAGCUGGUCUAACAAUAUUGUUUUUAAUAUUUGUCUUUCACUGAAAGCAUUUAAUUUUGCAAGUGUUCAUUGUUAUUCUGAGGUGUGAAUGCAAUGAUUUGUAUUAGCAUAUCAUUUUUUGUGUUUGUAAUCAACGAUGGUCCGUCUGGAAAAAAGUAUGUCUUUGACAUACUAAUACACUGGAAAGACCAACCAGAGUAAGAAUGAUCAAGCUUUGUGACAAGGAAAUGAUCUCAGUUGGUGGAACCCAAGCUCUCAUGUAGCUGAAAUACCUCUGCGUGAGUCUAUUCAGGAAAGACUGAUACCUGCUGAAUAUUAUGACUGCGUUUUAGAGUACAUUACUGAAAGCAUGUGUUAAUAUCUUUCACGGCACAGAUUUUUCCAACAUAAUAUAGUAUCACAAAAUAUAUAAUCAUCUGUUUGACCAAAGGGUCAAUGUAUGUAGAAUGUGAUUUAGAAAGUGUAAAUUAAAAACAUAAUGUUCAAAUCCAUAUCACCAGUUCAGUUAGUGUAUAGUAAAUACAUAAAUGUAUAACCACUUGCUGCUUGU